AUGGGUGCCGUAGUCCGGCACUGAGCGGACGCCUGCACAAAGGAAUGUAAUUGGUGUUGCUGAGGGUUUGCGAGCCGAAACGACAGCGUAGGGGUGUUCUCUAGGGUGAGUUGACGCUGAAAGCGGGGUCGUGGAUGCGAAUAGGAGGGAGAAGACGGACGGAAACUCGCGUCUUGUACAUAACUUCGUGCUAGAUCUCCCAUCUCCCGAUGAAAUAUACAUACCUAGUAAUGUAGUCGCGGCUGUCCGACUUUUCAACUUAACAACCCCUUACAAGUUCACACCACUCCAAAGUGCUGAACAGCGAAAGAACGACACUCCCUCCGCCGACGACGCUUAGUUCACGGGCUCCCCUUCUGCGUUAUACCUACUUGCGUUCUCUACACUCCUCUCCAUUCAAAUUUCUCUAACUCGCGAUUACCUGUGGUUCGAACACUUUGUUUUCUGUCCUUGUCUCACCCUUCCCGCUCGUUAUUCCCCCCAUUUCGUCCAACUUAAAUGCCACUGGUACGUAGGAAAAAGGUCCUGCUGCAUGACAUCCCGGACACCAUCGCAGCAGAACCAGCUCAGUCGACGCGCGAAGUCUUUUUCAUCGAGAGAACUGGGGAAAUUUUCAUGGACUAUGAGUCCUAUUCAGCCCGCAUGUUGUUCUACAGAAUGAAGAUAUUCCAAUGCGAGCUCACCGGCAAGGGAGGACUCGACUACUUCCAGGCGCUAGAGAGCGAACGGAACGAGGCUCUGACAAUACACUCUCGCUUCCCUGAGCAGCUCAAGCCCCCCGUUUUAUCUGCUGUGCAGUUUCAAAUAAUGGGCCGACUAGAUCAUCUUGUAGAACUUGUGUACGAGAGGUUCGUACACCGGUAUUUCAGAGGUGAAAAAGUCUUUGUUGAUAUCCAGAACGAAAAGUACUACGCGCGUAUCAUCAAAGUAUUUCCUCCUAAAACUCUCAUCAAUGGUACAUCACCGUCAAAAGACGCCCCACCCAUCGUGCCCCAUUCCGUAGGCGUUAACCUGCGCGUCUCCUACGAGGAAUCAGUCGAAAAAGAUGACCCCAUGGGGUACUUCUACGCUGUCCGAAUGAUCGAAGAGACAGACGCCUCCACAGGAGAUGGAGGAGGGGAGGCUGAUGAUGACCCGGAAUCAGAGAAGUGGGCCGGCAGCGAGAUGGAGGUCAAAGCCAACGCUAUGAGUCGCGACCGUUUAUCAUUCAGCAAGUCGAUCCUUCGACGUUUCAUUCGCGACUGUGUCGAUCGUGACCCGGCUGUAGCCUCGCCAUGGACCGUAAAGCGAGCGAUUGCAGAGAAGCACGGUGUCCCAACUGAAAUGACGGAAGACAUCCGUAUGGCAAUCAACGGUGCCAAACAGGGGGAAAAGGAAAAGCGCAAGAAAGUUUGGGAGGAAAAGCAUGAGAUCGAGGGUAUACCGGCGUCUAAGCGUAGGAAGAAGGAAGAAAAAGAUACCGCUACUCCAAGUGGUGCGCCGGCUGAGAAGCCGAAACCAAAGGGGCCCAUCAAGUAUCCUAUAGAGGAUCUGGAUGUCACCAUCUCCGAAAGGGAACGUAAAGCUGGGAAGGCAGUUGUCCGACCUGCGUUUGAUCGCGAUGUCCCGUUCGGGUCGGACUUCGAGCCGUUUCUCAUGUCUUGGGCUUUUAUGCAGUCAUUUGGUGCCGUCCUCAAGCUGUCAACAUUCACAUUGGAUGAAUACGAGAUGGCUGUUCGACACAAUCUUCCCGACGUUCAGUGUGCUCUUAUAACGGAAAUCCAUUUGUGCCUGUUGACUGUUGCGAAGGAACGCAGUCCUAUCAAGUUUAUCGCGCUUGACUCCCUAAAUUUCUAUGACUCGCAAGAUCGUGAAGGCGAAGUUCCCUUUGCAGAUUUAACAAAGGCUGCAAAGUCCGUCGGCGAUAGACGGGCCUCUGGGUGGGAGACACCUAUUGGGAGAGAAUCAAAGUCAGGAUGGGAGGAAGGAUUGACUAUUUUCAUCCGGGAUCAUGCAACAAUAGACAAUCUUCCCAAUCUCAGACGAAUUCUACGUUCCCUCUUGUUCGUCCCCGAGACAGACCCCAUUUCAUCAUCGCCCUCUGAUGUUACUCCUGCAACUUUUGCGCGAGUACAGCCUUCUGAACGAUAUCCUUUCCUCUUUGCAGAGGACAAGAUAGCGAUCAUAGGCCUCUUAGUCGAGAUGUGCCUCUUUUCAAGAGUCAUCCGCGGACACAUAGACUGGGCCGACACUAGCCUUACAGAGUUACGAAAAGAGAAAAUUGAAGUGAACCGCGAAAAGAAGCGACUGAUGGAGGAGAUUACGACAAUUGAUGCCAAGAUUGAGCCAGGGGCUGGAACCCCAGCACCCCCCGAGACGAAUGGUGUCAAGGAAUCACCUGCACCACAAUCAAGUGAUGUGGAAUCGGAGCAGCGAGCCAACGAUGAUCGCUCCGAUAUCACAGACGAACAACCCACUGGCCGUCGUUCACGGGCGAGUCUUGCCCGAAAAGCAUCUGCUAAGCUUCAGGCAUCCCAAACACCUGCGUCAAAGGUGGCCGGACACGGUAAGGAGAGGGCUCAGGCCAGAAUCAAGGCUCAGGAGAUGAAAAAUGCACUGGCCGAGCGCCGCAAACUGGAGGACGAGUUGACGAAGGUAGAACGGCGUCUCGAGGCCAUUGAACGCGAGUUCCGCCAAUUAUUCGGGGUUGGGCGGACUCGUCCACUUGGCAAGGACCGAUUUUUCAAUCGAGUGUGGUGGUUGGAUGGGAUGGGUUCUGGUACUCUCGUUGCUUCUGGGGGUCAGGCAACGUAUGGGACUGGUCGAGUGUUCAUUCAAGGGCCAACUGAAGCCGAUUUGCCGAUUCUCAGAGAUCGGGGUGACUCGUUCAUACGGAAGCGUCACGAGGAGGAAGAUGGCCCAGACGGAACGCUGAAAACUGGCACAUGGGCGUAUUACUCUGAACCUCAUCAGGUAGAAGAAUUUAUCGGAUGGCUCAAUCCCAAAGGCCACCGUGAAUUGGCUCUUAAGAAUCAAUUACUAAAAUGGUCUGAUCACACCACUUCUGGUAUGAGGAAACGCACAUCGGACAUCUCAUCACGACCGGAACGUCGCAGUACCCGUGGGAGAAAUACUGCUGCGGCUGGCACAUCUGACGUUUCGCGUGAGCUUUACAUGACAUGGACCAAUCGCUUGAGCUCUACAAACCUGGCAAAAUAAUAAGCAUAGAUCCUGCUUGCACUUUUCAUUCGGCAACAUCACAAUUCUCAUCCACCUCAACCCAUGUCUUCGCGUCAUUUUUUUUUACAUCCCACACAUGCUAUCUUUGUUUGAUUAGCAUGUUCUUCAUGCGGUAUCAGGUUUGAAUGCGGUAAUUUAUUCCAGACUUUCAAUAGCUCUUAUCACAACAUGGUGUCUUGUUUAUGUCCCCAUCCUUAUAAUGAUAGCGCACCAGUCACGAUAUAGAAAACUCCCGCCUCCGAGUAAUAUAAAAUCUCCGUCCGUC
Messenger RNA from Cantharellus anzutake, 3484 nucleotides. Its product is annotated as ATP-utilizing chromatin assembly and remodelling N-terminal-domain-containing protein. NCBI's taxonomy places the organism in Eukaryota, Fungi, Basidiomycota, Agaricomycetes, Cantharellales, Hydnaceae. The transcript is spliced from 9 exons. The record is from RefSeq and is a predicted model, not a curated record. Bases 499 to 3198 code for a protein of 899 amino acids.